Phasianus colchicus (ring-necked pheasant) is the source of this 5060-nucleotide messenger RNA. NCBI's taxonomy places the organism in Eukaryota, Metazoa, Chordata, Aves, Galliformes, Phasianidae. The record is from RefSeq and is a predicted model, not a curated record.
CUUGCAGACCAGUUCCGUGUUGUAGUUCUGUUACCUUCAGAACCAACUGCAAAUUGCAUGCUUUGGGUCUUAUUGAUUGGUGGUUUAGCUUGAUACACUAAUACUGGAAAUCAUCUGCUUGUAGUUGUGAAAGCUGCCGUGAAAGUGUGAGAUCUUAGAGUUCUCUGAAGGGUUUCUUAUUUGUGGGAUUAUUGUGGAUAACGUGGGUUUUACGUUAUCCCAAGUUGAAACCUGUACAAAUGGCUUUCCUGCAGCAACAAGGACAGGCGACUGCUGCUAUUUGUCUCGUGGGAGCCUUUGGAGUGCAAUUGCUGUAUAGCCGAGCGCUAUUUCAUCUCGUAGCUAUUGAUGACCCACUGCUGUUAGCAGAUGGAACGGGCAGGUGGAUUCCAACAUAUGCAGUUUAAAAACAUGACUUGAAAUUCAUCAGAGUUCUUGUUUCGUCUGUGGAUGUUGCUACUGUGAUUAGGAUGAGCAGAGGCAUUAGAUCCUGUGUAUAUGAAGCGGCAGAAACGCUUGCUUCUGAAGCAAUCUCUCACAGAUCCAGCUUCAUUCAUUCUCUGGGGUUCUGUGAAGCAUUGCUUUCUUUUUCUGCUUUCCUCUUACAGUCCUCCAAAUUGUCAUGGAGGAAGAAGAUUUGAGAAUUAAGGAGAAUCAAAACUGAUGUUUUUAUUUUCUUCAGAGGAUCAAGUACUCAGUAAUUCUUUUGUGAUCGUUUUGAUCUGAAGAUAUUAAAAAAAAAAAGCGGAGUAGAAGCAGUGAGCAAUAUUGAAUGACAUUCUUGGGAACAAACAUGAAGUGGGAAUGCUGAAAACAAGCUGGUUUUGUGUUUGAAUCAUCUUCUUUGUAGGUGCAUUGCAACUAUCUACUGAUUUGUUUUUUCACAAAUGUUUCAGCCGAGUCUCUUGUUUGAUAAGAUGUUAACUGGUCAACAAAAAAGAGAACUAUCACCAAUUUUAUCAUUUCCAUAUGUGUUCUUGUAAUGAGAGAGGGAAAAAAAAAAGUCCCAUCCUUUCAGUUGACAGUCGUAAGGAAGGAUGCGGGGGGAAAUGCAUCUGAGUGUCGGCGUUCUGAUGUUCAUCUUCUCUCUGCUUUUGCUGCAGGUUCUGUCAUCCGUGAUGGCGUCAGCGCUACCCAGAACCCUUGGGGAACUGCAGCUGUAUCGAAUACUGCAAAAAGCAAAUCUCUUGUUCUACUUCGAUGCCUUCAUUCAGCAGGGUGGUGAUGACGUCCAGCAGCUCUGUGAAGCAGGCGAAGAGGAGUUUUUGGAGAUAAUGGCUCUGGUAGGCAUGGCGAGCAAGCCGCUUCACGUGCGACGGUUGCAGAAGGCCCUGAGGGACUGGGUGACAAACCCUGGUCUUUUUAACCAGCCUCUCACUUCCUUACCAGUCAGCAGCAUUCCGAUCUAUAAACUGCCAGAGGGGUCUCCUGCGUGGCUGGGGAUAUCCUGCAGUAGUUACGAACGGAACAGCGCUACCAGAGAGCCUCACUUGAAGAUUCCAAAAUGCGCUGCCACAACUUGCGUGCAGAGCGUGGGUGCGAGCAAAUCUGAUGUGGUGGGGAGCUUAUCACUACAGAGCAGCAGCGAGCCGAGGCUCUGGCAAGGACACCACACGACAGAGAGCGAGCAUAGCCUUUCCCCGGCUGACCUCGGCUCUCCUGCUUCACCAAAGGAGAACAGCGAGACGCUGGACGCUGCUGCUGCUCUGUCAGUUGCUGAAUGCGUGGAACGUAUGGUUCCCUCCUUGCCCAAAAGUGACUUGAAUGAAGUCAAGGAGUUACUGAAAACAAAUAAGAAACUGGCAAAGAUGAUUGGUCACAUCUUUGAGAUGAGCGAUGAGGACCCUCACAAAGAGGAGGAAAUCAGGAAGUACAGUGCAAUAUAUGGCAGAUUUGAUUCAAAAAGAAAGGAUGGCAAGCAUCUUACUCUCCACGAGCUAACAGUUAACGAAGCAGCUGCUCAGCUGUGUGUGAAAGAUAACGCGCUGCUGACCAGGAGAGAUGAACUCUUCGCACUAGCUCGGCAAAUCUCUCGAGAAGUUACGUACAAGUAUACUUACAGGACCACCAAAUCUAAAUGUGGAGAAAGGGAUGAACUGUCACCAAAGAGAAUCAAGAUAGAGGAUGGUUACCCUGACUUCCAGGACGCAGUCCAAACGCUUUAUCAGCCAGACAAAAUGCCACUUGCUUUGGCUAAGGGAAAGAGUGAGGAUUCGGCAGCUCUUAAUUCCCAGUCUGAAAAGGUGAUGGCAAAACAGAUGGAGUUUCUCUGCAACCAGGCCGGAUUAGAGAGACGUCUUUCCACAGGGUGUUACAGGCAGAACUCAGAAGAGCACAGCCCCAAUGGCAUGUCAUUAGAUAAUGUUGAUGGACAAGGUGAAAGACCGCUGAAUCUCCGGAUGUCGAAUCUUCCCAGUAGACAGUUGCAGCACAUUUCACUUGAUGGAGAGCAGCACGUUGGAAAACCUCUGUGCAGUGAAUUGAUCCGGCUUUACCCUGGUGGUGAGGCAAAGUCCCAGUCCUCAGAAGGCCUUGGUAUCCUAAAGGAUUUUCCUCACUCAGCUUUUAAUAACAUAGAAAGGAAGGUCAUCAAAACAGAACCUGAGGACACAAGAUAGUCAUCCUGUUCUGGAAACCAGUGUCAUAAUAAGGAAUGAAACUUCACGAGAGAAGAAAAAACAGCCUUAAUAACCAGUGUUGCCUCAUUCAAAUAAGAGAUUUCAAUAGCCAAAGCAUAAGAACUGGUCCAGUAAUCUGUGGAAACAGAAAAGCAAAAGACACUGCAAACUAAACAGUAAUACAGGUGGAUAAACAUUCCUGUUAAAGUGGUUUUAUAACGUGGAAAGAUUCACAAAUUAAUAUUGUGGGUCUACAUUAUUUAAGAAUGUAUUAUGUAUUUGUAUAACUUAUCAAAGUAAAUCUAGAUGUUGGGACGUGUAUAGAGUCUAGUAGAUGUGGCUACAGUUCAUUUUACUUGAAAUUUCAGUGUCUACUUUAAGUGUACCUAGCAUAGACCUGAUUGUUAAACAUUAGAAUUACAGAUCCUUGGAGAAGUAGGAAUGUGAACAUCGUGACACAGUAAGCAGCAAGUUUGCAACACUGUUUGUAGGAAAAAAGGGAGAUGGAAAAAAUAUCUUCUGGUUUAAAACGUUAUGUGGGUAUAGCAUCUGGUAGACCUAGAGCCCAGUUCUGUAUCAUAGCAGAUGUUCUUGACACUUACUAUUGUUACAUCACUUUUACUGGUUUCAGCAGCCUUUGUAUAAUGCAUUUACAGUAGACUACCUAUCUACAGGUCAGGAGUGUAGAAAAUGCCAAUUGAAAUAUGGAAGAGUCCAUAUUAGUGGUUCCCAAUUUGAUGUGAAAAUGUAACCGUUGGAUAUACCUUCAGUUUAUCAAUCAAUUUCAGUACAGUUACUGAAGUUGCACCUGAUAUCCAGAAACCAUAAGAUUUUUUGGAGGAGGAGAAAGAUGAGGGAUUACAUCUUCAGAAUGUGACUCCUUAUCAAGUGCUGUCCAGCCCACGUGAUUCUAUGAAUAUACCGUAUACUGCAUACAGUAUGCCAAUACGUUUUCUUUAUGUAUGUGUUUGAUUAACAUCCGUAUUCUUUAUUUAUUUGACAGUUUUUAUUUUUUGUACAUUUUCACUUUUGCAGAUGUCAUUUUAUCUAAGGAAAAAUAAUGGGCUUAAAGCGUUGGAAUUUCCCAUGCUGCGUUUGUGUGCAUCCAUCUUUCCCCUGUGCACCUCCCGCGUUAAGGAUUGCUUUCCUGCAGUCAGAAUAGUUACAUGCCUUAGUUUCUGAAUGCAGUUUUUUCCUACAGCGUUUUCUGGAGGAGUGAAGGAAGGUUAAAGGACAUAAGUUACCGUGCAGUGGGUAGAUUUCCAUGUUCAGGUGUGUAUUUCAUGUCUGCAGUUUGCUCUGUGUCGUAGCUGUGUAUUAAUUCAGUCACAGUCCAUCGUACCCAAGUGCUCAGCGAAAUGUGAGCUGAAAUGUCUACACUGCAGUCUCUUAUCACUGUAAACAUACCUAAUUAUUUUAUCACUUUUGAUUUGUGGAACAAAGCUUUAUAGUAGAAACACCGGUAAACAACUUUUUAUACUAUUAAAAUGUUUGGUUUUUUUUUUUAAUUGUUUCUUGAACUGUUUGGUACUGUUUCACUUCCUGAAGUAUCUUACUUCAAGUGAUGGAGUUUGCAGCUUUGCUGUUAGAAAUAAGAGAUUGAAUGUGUAGUUAUAUUUCCUCUUUCCUGUUGUGUGAGCUAGUAGUAUGGAUAAUUCUUUGGCUUGUAAUGUUAGCCAGUGCACUGGUUAGUAGCUGAGUAGUUUUCAUAAGAAUAUAUGGAACUUGCUAAAGGACAGCUUAAGGUUUGAACUAUACAGCUUGAGUAAUAGAGCAGCAAGCCUCGAGACAUUCAGGAAAUGCUCUUUUUUCAACAUCUCAACUGUUGUUGUGCGUGGAUCACAGAAGAAGCUCUUAAGCUUGCUGGUCUUUUCAGUUGGAGUGAGAGGAAGGAGAAAGAACUUGCUAAGCAGCACGCUUUUUCAGUUGAGUCCAGAACUUAUUUUGUAAACACUAAUGUAUUAAAUUUGCUAUAAAUUAAAGUACAUAACAGUUAUAUUUUUGAGUUGUAAAUACAGUACUCUGUGUCACAACCCCUUGGUUAUCUCUAGAACGAUAUUUCAGUUUAGAAGUCCAACAGGCCAUUUCAGUCUCAGCAAGCUGGAAGCAAUUUUUUUACUGGUUUGCAGCUCUACCCUUUUUGUUUUUGUUUUUUAAACCCUGAGAGUGGAUGUGGGGAGGGUGGGGGGUUUAAUACAUUCCAUGAUUGCACAUAAGUAUGGUAAUAGCAGAUAUUCAAGCAUUGGCCUUUCCAUGACAAAGGUCUUGGUGGACUGCAACUUGGCUAUUCAAUGGAGUCAGGGGGAAGGUUCACCCGCAUCUGCUUUGGGCAGGUUGCUGGAUUCACGGUACUCUGGAUCAGAGGCCAGCCCUGCAAAUGAUGCCUGUUCUUAUUCACAUGUUUAUAUUGUUGCUACAAAAUAAAAUUCACCGUGAGAACUC